Messenger RNA from Abrus precatorius (Indian licorice), 850 nucleotides. Its product is annotated as probable phospholipid hydroperoxide glutathione peroxidase. Gene Ontology annotation, molecular function: glutathione peroxidase activity. The record is from RefSeq and is a predicted model, not a curated record. The transcript is spliced from 7 exons. Gene Ontology annotation, biological process: response to oxidative stress. Gene Ontology annotation, cellular component: cytosol. NCBI's taxonomy places the organism in Eukaryota, Viridiplantae, Streptophyta, Magnoliopsida, Fabales, Fabaceae. The coding region runs from base 25 to 633 and encodes 202 amino acids.
UAAUUUGAGAUUUGAUCGAUUGUCAUGAACUGGUUGACUUUCUGGAACUGUAUAUCGAUUCUCUUGCUGCCUUUUGCUUUCUUCUUCUACUGUUACACAUACCCAUCUUCUCCUUCUCCUUCUCCUUCGCUCAUGGCUGAAGAAACAUCCAAAUCCAUUUACGAUUUUACCGUCAAGGACAUCCGUGGAAAUGAUGCGAGUCUCAGUGACUACAGGGGGAAGGUUCUGCUGAUUGUGAAUGUUGCCUCCCAAUGUGGUUUGACUCAAUCAAAUUACAAAGAAUUGAAUAUAUUGUACGAGAAAUAUAAGAAUCAAGGGCUUGAAAUCUUAGCAUUUCCAUGCAACCAGUUUGCUGGACAGGAACCAGGAACCAAUGAAGAAAUUCAGAAUGUUGUAUGUACAAGAUUCAAAGCUGAAUUUCCUGUCUUUGAUAAGGUUGAAGUCAAUGGGAAGAAUGCAGCACCACUUUACAAGUUUUUGAAGGACCAGAAAGGGGGAAUAUUUGGAGAUGGUAUCAAGUGGAACUUCACAAAGUUCUUAAUUAACAAAGAAGGGCAGGUUGUGGACAGAUAUGCACCUACCACCUCACCUCUGAAAAUUGAGAAAGACAUCGAGAAGCUCUUACAAUCUUGAGUACUAGGAUUUGAUUCUAUGGAAUACCUAAUGUUGCAGAGGAUGUAGGCAAUCUGUCUGGUGCUUUUAAAGGACUAGUAGCAAUAUGUAUAUCCCCAGUUAAUUUAUGAACUGGAAUAUUCUCAAUACAUCUUCUGUAUUUGGAUUGUGCAAUAAGUAUAAUUUGGUGUUCUGAGUCUCUUACUUUUUAAUAAAAUAAUGUAUGUUAUUCUGUGAU